Messenger RNA from Lachancea fermentati, 726 nucleotides. The record is from the annotation of a GenBank genome assembly. Lineage: Eukaryota; Fungi; Ascomycota; Saccharomycetes; Saccharomycetales; Saccharomycetaceae.
AUGGCCCGCUACUGUGAUUACUGCCACUCGUAUCUUACCCACGACACGCCCAGCGUGCGAAAGAGCCAUCUGGUGGGGAAGAACCACGUACGCCUGCGGAUGGACUACUUCUGCAACAAAGCCCGCCAGACACAUAAAGCCAUUUUCGGAAAGAAGAAACAAGACCUGCAAGCACGUCGCCGUGCCCGUCGCAACUCCAAGCUGCGUGCUGCUGUGCAGGACGCAGUUGCUCACUCCGUAGCUCUGCACUGCGAUACCAACCGUCAAAAACGACAUGCACACCGCACGUCGCAUCCCGUUCCAGAGCCCAUUGGCGUGCUGGAACAACUAUAUCGUCGCGCUCCCGGGUACGCCAAGGUAUUCAGAUCCGAUUGCAGACUUGACACGGGCCAGUCGGUGCGUUUCGACCGCCUGCCGCAACGUGCCAACCGCCGCCCCAACGACCAUAACCGCGGGUUCGCACGUGCACGUGACCGCACUUCCUCACCCGCCGUAUCGUCCGGGCCUGGGUCUGCUGCGGCGCCCAGCGGGCCGGCGACUGCAUCGCGCCACACGGUGUACGCACCGGACUACUCGGAUGCGGGGUCAACCGCGCAGCCCGCGCCACUGCUGCCACCACCGAAGUCGCUAGCGAUGUGGCCCACCGCACCCGCGCUUGUAUACGUGAAUCGCGCGCCAGCAGAGGCGAUCGUGCGCGAGACCACCCGUCGCAUCGAGCGCACGUGA